Molecule: messenger RNA, 2258 nt
Organism: Micropterus salmoides (largemouth bass)
Lineage: Eukaryota; Metazoa; Chordata; Actinopteri; Centrarchiformes; Centrarchidae
Product: G-protein coupled receptor 4-like
Exons: 4
Coding region: 121-1077 (318 amino acids)
Biological process (GO): positive regulation of Rho protein signal transduction; phospholipase C-activating G protein-coupled receptor signaling pathway
Cellular component (GO): membrane
Molecular function (GO): G protein-coupled receptor activity
Source: RefSeq, a predicted model, not a curated record
UAUCACUUACCAUAUGUACUGUAGUAGACUGUUUGGAUGCAGAGGACAACACAUCAUACAUUAGUGUAGGGAACUGAUUCGGGUGGGGUCUCACAGCGUUCAAAGGUUUCACUCUGAAGAAUGGAUGAUUACAACAAUAACAGCAACAUCUAUAUCAACUACAAUGAAUACAACUUUGAAAACUAUGAGUAUUAUGAUAAAAUUGUAUUCAUCAUGAAUGUGGUGACAUGCAUAAUCAUUGCUAUCGGCUUUCCUUUGACCCUCGUGGCCAUCUAUGCUCUUUACUCUCUGGUGAGAAGUGACCACGUUGCUCCGAUCUACGUCAUCAAUCUUCUCUUUACCGACCUCAUCCAGCUCUGCUGCAUGAUCGUUCAGGUGAAACAACCUGAGGAUUGGACGAUACUUUUCAUUUCCUUUUCUAUUUACUACUUUGUUCAGAUUGCCAGUGUUUACUUCAUGGUCUGCGUCUCCCUGGAAAGGUAUUUGGUCAUCGCCCACCCGCUGUGGUACCGCUUCAGACGAACCAUCAAGACCUCUGUGGCGGUCUGUGUCGUGGUCUGGGUCCUUACUCUUGUCUGUGUCAUCCUUUAUUAUUUCUCUGUUAAUCAUGUGGUCACAAGAAUACUCUUGGCUGUUCUCCUUACCCUUCCCUUCCCACUGUUUAUAUUCUUCCUGGUUGGGACCCUCAGAGCCCUGUCUGCUUCCGUCUCAGUCCCCUCUGAUGAUAAACGAUGGAUUUGGGGAAUUUUGGUUCUGUUGCUGCUUAUUUACACGCUGCUGUUCCUGCCUACAAUCAUUUGGUUUCUAGGAGCCCACUUUAACUAUACCCUCAUCAACCUGUCCCACAUGUUUCUUAGGUUGAGUCCUCUUGCGGACUUAGUCCUGUGUGUCUUCAUGAGGAAAGGGGCCAGAGACAAGCUUUUGGCCUCUGUGUGUUGCAGAAUGGACAGCAAUCAGCCGUCAAUCAGUAUGAAUGAUGACAACAUUUCCACAGUCAGCUUAAUGUUGGCAGAGAAAGAGGGAGAGAGAGAAAGGGGAGGAAACAGGAGGAGAAAUGUAGAUGAACAGAAAGGAUAGAGACAAGACAGAUAUUGGACUUUUUACUUUUUUUGAUCACUGAUACGCGUUUUUAUUUUGUUUAUUUUUCUUUGUUAUAACUUACGUAUUGUCUACCCAAAACUGUAUUUGUUUGCUUUUUUAUUUUUGUACAAAGAAGAAACAAAACUACAAACUCUUUGUUUAUCUUUAUUUAAAAGUGUUUUGGUGGUUUAGCGGAAGGCGUGUUGGGUUUUAGGAUGUGAUUCAGAGCAGGUAUUUUACAGCAGCUGUAGUGUGUUUGGUAAUCAAAUCUUAUUCAACAGUAGAUGUUGCUUUAUAUGAAAUAUCUACAAAUCCAAUUUAAAAUCCAUGAGAAACUCAUGUUCAACAAAUCUCUAUUGUCAAUAUGAACAUAACCUGGGUCUCUCACACCAAAGGCAUGUCUGUUUGCCAGGCUUAGCUGGAACAAUAGGUGUCAGAUGGUCAGUUUCAUCCACUACUCUUUACCAACUUCAGACGUGCUCUAUGAGUGGCUUUGAUUGUGGCUUUAAUCUUAGGACUGGGCACAUACAGAUGCAAACAGGACGUUUUGACGCAGAUCAAGUACUCUGACCAGAAAAUCAAGUGCUGUCUCACCUGGUCCCUGAACAGCUUUUGUCAGUUGUUGGUACAAUACAGUAGCAUCCUUUUCUGAGUAGAGGGAUCUUAAUAUUUGUCUGAAUUGCUAGGGUGAAGUCUGAUUUCCCCUCUAAAUAGCUCCUUAGCUUCAGUACAGGUUUCAUAGCACGAAUCACUGCCCCCAUAAUUUCCACAUCAGGAUACCCCUUCCUGAGAUCACCGUCGAUCAGUUGUGUCCAGGCUACUAAAGCUCAAAGUAUGUUUUGAGGUUGACUCACCCACAUGUAUGUCUGUUCUGAAGUCCUAUCUGAAACCAGGGGAAGAACCACAGCAGCUGUUCCUAAUCAGGGCCGUGCAGAGACCUUUGGAAGAGCAGGUGCUCAAAGUAUAAAAGGAGCACAUGGAACAAGGAUUUAAAUAGGUCUGUUCUCAAAAUAUCGAUACAGAAAUAUAUUGUUAUGUAGUCCUUGAUUAUAUGCGUAUACAGAUGCUUCUGUAUCGAUACAUCAACAAAUGCUGUGACACAGUUUUGAAAAAUAAAACACAGGGAAUACCCAGAUCUAGCUUUAAAACACGGUGGGCUGACACAACUUACAGGGAAC